Corythoichthys intestinalis (scribbled pipefish) is the source of this 5952-nucleotide messenger RNA. It is a transcript of the gene shpk, whose product is annotated as sedoheptulokinase. The transcript is spliced from 7 exons. Gene Ontology annotation, biological process: cellular response to lipopolysaccharide; phosphorylation; glycerol metabolic process. The record is from RefSeq and is a predicted model, not a curated record. Bases 62 to 1423 code for a protein of 453 amino acids. Gene Ontology annotation, cellular component: cytosol. Lineage: Eukaryota; Metazoa; Chordata; Actinopteri; Syngnathiformes; Syngnathidae. Gene Ontology annotation, molecular function: sedoheptulokinase activity.
AAGAAGAAGUGCGUCGUUCAGGUUAUUCAGCUGUUGUUGACAGUAAUGAUUGGUAGCUAUCAUGCAUACAUUUGUACUAGGUGUAGAUUUGGGCACUACGUCAAUUAAAGCAGUUUUAUUAGAAUGCCAAUCAAGGAGUAUCGUUGCAAGCCAGACUUUACCAACCGCUUCCGACAUCGCCGAUUGUAACGGGAUUAAGGCAAAGGAGCAAGAUACCGGCCGGAUCCUGGACACGCUGAACCGGUGCAUUGGUCUUCUCCCCAGAGAUAAACUGCAACAUGUGUGCAAGAUAGGAGUUUCAGGACAGAUGCAUGGGGUUCUGUUCUGGAAUUCAGAGAGUGGUUGCGAUUGGUCCCGAGGCAACUUCAGUCAUCUGAUCACCUGGCAAGAUGGCCGCUGCGACGAAAAAUUCCUGUCCUCUCUUCCAAAACCGGACUCGCACCUCAGCGUGGCUACAGGAUUCGGCUGUGCGACAGUCUUCUGGUACAUGAAACACAGGCCUGCGUUCCUAAAGGACUUCACGGUCGCAGGUACCAUCCAGGACUAUGUUGUUUCCUUGUUGUGCGGGUUGGACAGGUGUCUCAUGACCCCUCAGAAUGCAGCCAGCUGGGGUUUCUUUAACACAUGCUCUAACCAAUGGAAUGCAGAUAUUCUGAACGGCGCCGGCUUCCCUUUGCACCUGCUUCCUCAGUGUGUCCCCUCUGGUGAGUUGGCGGGCCACACGCUCACUGACUGGCACGGCAUCCCCGCGGGGACUCCAGUUGGGGCCGCCCUGGGAGAUUUCCAGUGCGCCGUCUACUCCUGUCUGAGUGCGCAGGCAGAUGCAGUUCUUAACAUAAGCACCUCAGCCCAGUUGAGCUUCGCCAUGCCAGCUGACUUCAAACCUCCCGACUCUCCUCAGCCUGACUCCUCCGUUGCCUUCUUCCCGUACUUUGGCCACUCGUACCUGGCGGUUGCGGCGUCGCUAAAUGGAGGCAAUGUGCUGGCCACUUUUGUGGAAAUGCUGACUGGCUGGAUGAAAGAGCUCGGUAUGGAUCUGAGCGACCAGUCUUUGUAUGAGAAGAUGAUCAGUUGCGCUUUAAACCAGGAAAGCAGCAACCUCACUGUGACUCCCACCAUCCUUGGUGAGAGGCACGAGCCUUUCACUCUGGGUCAGGUGACUAACAUCUCCACCUGCAAUAUCUCUCUGGGUCAUGUCACCAGAGCGCUAUGCCGAGGAAUUCUGGAAAACCUAGCCUCCAUGAUGCCGCCCGAGCGUCUGCAGAAGGCAGGGGUCCGCAGGAUAGUGGGCAGCGGGAGUGCCCUUGCACGUAAUGAGGUGCUGAGACAGGAAGUGAAGAGAGUGUUUGCUUUACCGGUGGUAUAUGGACAGAACGCAGACUCUGCUGUUGGUGUUGCGUUGAUCCUCUGUGACCAAAUAUGACGCAAACACAAUGUUUCUUUUUAAAGAAACGGUAGGGAACUUUCAGUUUUGUCGAUUUUAGCGGCGCAGGUGGUCAAAAGCGGUAGAGUUUUGCCUUAAGGAAGACUGCAUUUGCCUUGAGGACCAGGGCACAGUGUCGUAAAGUCCUUAUCUCUCGGUCGCCUGCAGUUGGAUUGAACGACAUUUCUGUUUCCACCGGCUGUGUGAAGGAUGAAUAGUGAUGAGGUAAUGACUCCAAUUGUGGCUAAACAAUAUCACAUGACGAUGAUGAAAAUAAGAAACAUUAGAUUUUUGUACCGUAUCCUCCCCAUACCUGUCAACCCAAGGCCGUUGGCAAUCUUACAAAUAGCGUAUGCCCUUACAAAUUGGUGACUAAUCUUACGUUUUAUAUAGCGUGCAAUAUGAAACAAAAGUAAAACUCCAUUUUUAAAAUAAUAUGAAUUUAUUGGUAAUAUUGUCACAUAUAAACUGGUGCAAUCAAAGAACAAUAUCUUCAGCUACAUCGUGAUUACUAAAAUUUAACUGUGACUUUUGUUAUAAUUGUAUGUAGCACUUUUGGCAAUUUCUAUCAUUUCUUUUGAUGGCUGCACUUCAGCUCGCAAUUCAGCUUGACUUGAAGGUAGUUCGUUAGUGUGUCCAGUUAUAAAUUAAAAAGGUCAAUUGAUAAAAUUAACUUACCGAUGCAAUCAUUGAGUCAGGGAACAUUUCUUUUGCUAAUUCUGAGAAGUGAUCAGCAAUAAUUGAAAGCAAAUUGUGUUCGGCAACAAAUUGGCAGAAUAAAAAUCUUCGCUUUCUUCACAGCAUAGCUUUUCAUUCUGCAGACUGUAUCUUUAUGACCAGUGUUGUUAAUCUUACUUAAAAAAGGUAAUUAAUUACAGGUACAAAUUACUUCUUCCAAAAAGUAAUUGAGUUAGUAACUCAGUUACCUGAAUGUAACAGUAAUUAGUUACUUGGCAAAGUAACGGUGUUACCUUUCAUGUUUUUUUUCUUUAUUUAAAACCAAACAAACAAACAUAGUAACCCUAUGUUUGGAAGUGAUUUAAUGUCGUGAAUCAACUGUUAAUCAACUGUUAAAGUUGUUAAAAUGCUCCCGUUUUUGCAUUAGUUCCCUUCCGUCUACUUUCGACAUGUGAAAGUUUUAAAACUGUUUCAUCAUGUAAAGAUAGAUUCAAGUCAAGAUUUUGCAGAUUUAGGAGUAUUUUAGAUAAAAAGUUACUUAGGUUCACUAGGAAGGUUCACUACAACAGAGCCUUUCUGAGAAGUCAACUGCUUUAAGAUGGCAGCUGUUUACCAACGCCGGCAAGUGUAUCAUUUCGCAGCUAGUUCAUAUACAUGUGCAUCACGUGGCUGUAGUUUGUAGGCUGUCUGCUACAGCCAAGUAUUAUUGGAGCCACCUAGCCUAGCAUCGCAUUUGCAACGGCGUCACAACUCCCUCUUUCCCACUCCCACUCUUCUCUCUCCGUCUCUGACUUUUCUGGCGUCCUUCAACCAACGUAAUAACGCAUAGUAAUGCACAUUGUCUCGUUGCCGAAACGGUGACAAAAUCCGAACUGAGAAAAAAAAAAAAACGUAAUGCACGGAAAACGUACAGAUUUUGAAUGUAUGCCGUACACAUUUAAAAAUCAGUGCUCACUUGUACAAAUUACGCCAAAACUUGACAGGUAUGCCUCCCACUGCCCCCUCACCCGAACGCGUCAGUGAGUCAGUCGCUGACGAGUUCGGGUAAGGCGGAGUGGGGGGUUCACCAGUCAGUGAAAGCCGGGCCAAUGUUUAUUGUUAAAGGGGAAGUUUUAAAGGGGAACAAUUUUUGACAUCAGAUCUUCGAGUUAGUGCGGGUUAAUUUAAGUCGGUGGAGUUGAUUUCAACGAAUUCCGUGCAGUUUGUCAGUCAUAUUAGUUUCAGGGCUCUGGAGUGGCUAAGCUAGCACGAGUCAUUGGUCCCAUCUUAGCAUGCCAAUAAAAAACAACGUAUGCUCGUAUAAGAAUUUACCGAUGACCCAUACAAUCAAUAGUGUUGGCUAUGUUUUCAGGAUAACGUUAUUUAAACGUACCAUUGCAUGUCAACAAUUGUAGUAAGGACAGCAAAAUUUGUAGUCCAGCAGCUCUGCAGGCUGCAGAGCGGAGUGAAAUUUUUUUCCACCUGUGUGUUUACUUCGUAGCCACACUUUAUAUUGUUCCUCGUUCUUCAUUGGGAAUUUGUGGAAACUUUCAUUUGCCCAUUUCUUCUGUCUGUUUCCACAGCCUCUAAAUGCACAUUUCACAAUGUUGCCAUUCUUCAGCCAAGACUGUAGACUGAUGCUGCAUUCGAGGAAGGUGGGAAUUCGGAGUUUUCCAACCUCCGACCGGGAAAAAUAUCAUUGGAUUGCCACCCGAACUGGGAGGCCCUAGUCAUGAAGCUGAAAAAAAAAAAAAAAGUACCCUGACUUCACGAGUUGCUUCAAUCUGACAUGACUCGACAAAAUGGCGCUAUCCGUCGAGGAGCAGACUGUCAAUAGUAAAACUAAAGUUGUCGUUUUUCCUUGACUAUUUAAUCGCUUACGAGAAGCCAGGUUUGCUGGAGGUCAAAAUGUCUUUUGAUAGCCAAAAUAAAAAAACAACUUGUCGCGAUCAGCCAUCUUGCUGUUUACAUUCGCUUGAAGAACUUUGAGCUCGCAACUGGUAAAAUCCGAGUGGGAUAAGUCCAACUUCCAACUUUCCUCGAAUGCAGCAUGAGAACAAUUGGCCGAAGCACUCCUUUCCAUUGUAGUCGCAUUACGCAUCUAAAAAAAAAAAGUCCUGCAGAAUAAAAUGAAUUAUUGCAGUUUGGUGUGACAUUGUUUUGGCCGCAUGGAUAUUUGGAAUAAUGAUAGGCAUUUUGAAUUUGACUAUGUUAGAUCUGUUAAUAUCGUUUUUUUUUAUUAUUGACAUCCUAAAAGAGGACCAUCGAUUUGCGCUAGCUUAGCCACUCCAGAGCCCUGAAACUGACAAACAGCACAGAAUUUGUUGAAAACAACUCCACCGACUAAUAAAACCCCUACCAACUCAAAGAUUAAGCCUGAUGUCAAAAAUUCUGAACUUCUGCUAUAAAGCGUCUUUUCAUCCUGGUAGCCUCCCUUUUUCUUUUAUUUGUCUCCUUGGAAAAAACGUUUCGUCUCUUUUGUUGCUCUGUCAUUCUGGCAGAAUUCGCACAAAAGCAUUCGCGCAAAAGCAUUCACAAUGUCUUUAUAACGAAUGGGGAAAGGUGAAAGUGACGUAUGCUGGAAAGCAGUCAGCACAUUUGUAGUUUUUUUGUGUGGCAGGUGCCGGUGAAAGCGAUACAAACCCCCCCUCAGGCCAUAACAAAGGUGUCAUUCGUCUAUUUGUCAGUAGACAUAUCAUCACAAAUAAUAUGAAAAUAUUCCCUCGUGUUGCUUUAAGUAGAUACACAAAUAUGAUUGACCAAACGGUGCCGGUUUUGCACAUUUAGAUGAGAAAUGCAUCUUAUAUCAUCAGAAUAUUAUGGAAAGCCUCUAUAUUUUUGUUUGUCAGGAAAUUAAACUUGUAUAUUAUAUUGAAUUUUUACAAAUUGAAAUUAUUAGCAGGUACUAUAAGCUGUUGUAAUGACCUUGUUGUUACUGUGCCUGACUGGCCAGCAAUUUCCUUGACCUGAACCCCAUAGAAAAUCUAUGGAGUUUAAAGGAGGACAAGAGACACUAGAACAGCAAUGAAGAUGACCUUCAGGCAGCUAUCAAAGCAAUCUGAGUUUCCAUUACAAAGUAUUGAUCUCCUCCAUGCCACACGCAUUGAGGAUGGCAGUAAUGUAAGCAUUGAUGCAGUGAUGUAAUUGUUAAACGUAAAUAAAGUGCAAAUUUUCUGCUUUAAAUGUCUUUUUCUCUCCCUCUAUUUGUGCUGUCAGACCCCAAAUAAAAGUUUAUAAAUACACAAAGGAGCAAACCCAUUAUGUAAUAAUAUUCUAGUGAAUAACUGGCUGCUACAGUUCCUUUUUGGCAAAAAAACGACAACUAAAUAACUAGAUUUAAUUAUUUUGUUAGCUACAUCUACAUUGGCAUCUACAAAAAUAACUCAAAUUAAUCAUAAAAUCAAGUUAUCACCCAGACCUACCAGUUAACAUCUUCAAUGACUGCUUUCAGCCAAAAACUGAAAACAUUUGUGGUGUGUCGUGAUUUAGCAAUCCUGUCAUUGCUAAUGUCUUGAAGACAGGAAGCUGUCUGUCAUCACACUGAGUGUGCCCACAACACUUGGUAGAAAAUGUACCGUAUGGUCAGUGGUCAACGAGAAAAACAAACGUACCCACACAGACAAACUCAAGUGAAACUAAAUAAUACGGGACAUAUAAUGUACAAUACAAUAUUUUUGCAAGCAUGGUGGUUUUCAACAAUAUACAGUCGUGUGAAAAAAAUAGGAUACCCUAUGGAAGCAUAUGGAGAUUUAAUAUCAAUUUUAACAAUCUUGAGAGAUUCAAGUAAUAGAACUAAACAAAUAAAACUGGAAAAAAUAUUUUUUUAAGUUCUGUAAAAUGGAAUUUUAAAUAAAUGCAAUUUCUGUUGCGUA